Folsomia candida is the source of this 2367-nucleotide messenger RNA. RefSeq lists its product as uncharacterized. Lineage: Eukaryota; Metazoa; Arthropoda; Collembola; Entomobryomorpha; Isotomidae. The coding region runs from base 301 to 2160 and encodes 619 amino acids. The record is from RefSeq and is a predicted model, not a curated record. The transcript is spliced from 6 exons. Gene Ontology annotation, molecular function: DNA binding.
GAAUGGCUCAGUCAGGACCAAACUCUUGACAAGGAAUGAACCAGUCUGGUGUGAAAACUGUGUCAAAGUACGACGAUUUUCGAGGAAGAAUUCCCAAACUUGAGGAACAAGUUGUGUUUCCUGUUUUGAAGUGCUUUGAAAAAGUUGAUAAGAAAAUUGUGUUGUAAGUUUUCCUCGUGAAACAAGUCUACUAAAGUAUAAAUCAGUUGUUAAAUAAUCGGUGGUAUGAUUGGUGAAAAUUAGCCGUGUUAAGUAACUAAAUGUGAAAAUACACAAGAGUCACAGCUCAAAAUACGAAUAAUGAUUCCUAAAGAGAAAGCUGGAUCUGACCAGUGGGACGCUUGGUUGUUGGAGGCCGUUCGGAAAAUACGCGCCCAGAAACAACGUCCUGACGCAAACCGAAUUUACAACGCUGUUCGUUUCCUCGCUGAAAAAUGUGCUCAAAAUUCAUCCUCGUCUACGUCACAAUCAGUCAAAUUCGAACCUAUUCACAUGGUCCUCGUCCAGAGAAAUUUGGACCGUGCGGUGCGAGAACGGCUUCUGCUCAAAGUGAUCAGCAAAGGGCAGACGACUUAUAAACCGCCCGAUAAAUGCACCGAUCGAGUCAUGAAUUUGGGAAUCAGUUCGGAUGAAGAGAUUUCGAAAUGCUUCAUAAAAGUGCUCCGAGAACUGAGCGAGCCCGACCCCACAAUUCGUCAGCAACCUUAUUCCUCCCCACUCUUGAAAAAGCCCCCCUCGGGUUUCACCCUCGACCAGAUAAUCGACUACCUGACGCAGUCCCACGUCCUCAUCCUCCCACCCGGCGAACAGGACGACUCUCCAGCCGACUUUCUCCACGAGAAGCUGAGCGUCCUCUUGGAAAAGGAGAUCCUCUGUCGCGGGAGGGUCGAGGUAAUUGACGGAAUUUACUACAAAAUUAAGGAAAAGCAGGAUCCUGGAUUAAGACGGAACCCACAACAAUCUGCAGUCAAAGUUACUCUAACAGACAAUCAACAACAAGUCCUGCUCGAAAGUGAGGACACAGUGAAGCGAAUUGUUGACGAAAGCGUGUCAGGCUUAUUACAAAAAGCGGCAAAGGAUGGUUCAACAGUGACUUUCACCCUGACAUGUACAAUGUCAAAUACCACUUCAAAUUCUGCUCCAAACCCGACAAGCUCAAUUCCCAACAUUCACAUAGAUAUUAAAGAAACGAGAAAACGUAAUCGAUCACUUUCACCAGUUUCGGGCUCUGAAAGUGGUUCGUCCUCAUCGUCAUCGUCGUCGUCGUCGUCCAACAGAAACUUAUGCAUGACACGACGAAAGAUAAAGGCGCCCAACAUAAGGUUGACCCCACCGCCACCAAAGUUGGUCAGCAAUGAAAAUUCACCUGUGUUUGGAGUGAAAAGUUUUUCCCGUGCUCCACUUUCAGAUUCGGAAAGUAGUUGUUCAUCAAAACUUUCAUUAAAAUCGCAGAAAAGCAAAACAAAUAUGGGACAAAAAAUUCCGGUGCCAGGGUUGACCUCUCCAAAUCCAAAUAAGACAAUCAAUGAUACAAACCGGUCAGCUCAAACUUGUGCUAAGAGACGAUCUUUGUCACCCGUUUCGGGAUCGGAGAGCAGUUCGUCUUCAUUGUCGUCAACUUGGUCGAAAUCUUCUAAAGGAAUUGGUUGUGAAAGUGGAACGGAGAAAGUUAAGGUGCCAAAUGUGAGACUGACCCCAAGAGUUGGCUCUGGUGAGAAUUCCGCACUGAAAUCUCAACACGUAAAAAUCCCCAACGCUGGUUGGAGCAUUACUGAUAUCGCAUCCGCAAUCGUGCAAAAGAGGAACAUUACACCCUCAAACCUGUCUCGAGAGAAGAAAAACCUGAAUAGGAAGAGGAAGAAGAAAGUGAAAGCAAAAAUCCAGAAGAAAGACCAAAUUUGCCCUGAAAUUGAAGAACUUGGAAAGGAAAUCGAGGUUGAUUUAGAUGUUGCGAGUUGUUGUUCGUCCUCUUCAAGUAGUUGCAAGGACAACGGCAACUCGUUCCUCGUCGAAUGGGGAUUGGCAAUCGAUGACAUCAUUGACUGUUACUAUGAAUCUGAAAAUGAAAGAGAUGUGUCACCCCUGCCAAGCCCGACGACGUACUUUAAACUCUCACGACCAGAACUACCCUUCACGGAUAGUCCAGUCGGUGGACACUAAAUUCGUAUUUCUAAUAAUCUGCAUUCUAGUUGUACUGCAUAUUAAUUUUUUUGGACAAAUGCAUUUUAAACAUGUACCCUCCCCUCGCUGAUAUGACAUAAUGUCAAUUAUUUCUUGAAGCAUCAUUAAGUUUUAUGGAAUAAUGUAUUUAGCACUAAAUUUGUCAAAAUUCAAAAAAGGAAACAAUAAAUAUAACGUAUAAACAUA